AACAGAAUUAUAAACUCCCGAUAAAAAUUCUCCAGACUCUCCCAGAGAAUCACAAAAAAACUUCUCGGUGUAGGUCCCCAGGUGUCAUUGACCUUGAAAAGAAAAAUGUCAGGAAAAUGCCGAAACUGCGGUUCGACGGAAAUCGAGACAGAUCCAGCCCGAGGGGAUGCUGUAUGUACAGCAUGCGGGGUUGUCCUGGAGGAUCAGCGUAUCGUCAACGAAACAAUAUUCGAGGAGACGCCCGCGGGGACGAUGGCGUUGAUAGGUCAGUUCGUCUCGAGUGACAGUACAGGUGGUGCAACGGGUUUUGGUGCUGCUUAUCACGUGAAUGGAAAAGAAUCCCGUGACAUAACGAUUCAAAAUGCCCGUCGCGGUAUUGCCCACCUGUGCCAACAGCUGAGAUUGAAUCAACGCCAUAUUGAGACGUCCGUGAAUUUCUACAAAAUGGCACUUUCAAGGAAUUUGACACGCGGCAGAAAACACGCCCACAAUCACGCCGCAUGUGUCUACAUCACCUGCAGAACUGAGGAGACACCUCACCUCCUGAUAGACAUAAGCGACAUCCUGCAGAUCGACGUUCACGAGCUGGGGAGGACGUACCUGAAGCUCACUAACGCCCUUUGCAUCAACAUCCCCUCGAUGGAUCCUUGCCUCUUCAUCAUGAAGUACGCCCUCAAGCUGGAGUUCGGGGAGAAGACAAACGAGGUCUCCAACACGGCCCAGAGACUCCUCCAGAGGAUGAUGAGGGAUAGCAUUCACUCUGGGAGAAGACCCUCGGGUCUCUGUGGUGCUGCUCUCCUCAUCGCAUCUCGUCUUCAUGAGUUUAAUCGAACACCCAAUGAUAUAAUUAAGAUCGUCAAGGUCCACGAGUCGACUCUUCGGAAGAGGCUUAUAGAGUUCGGGGAUACUCCAUCCAGUGCCCUGACUCUUGAUGAAUUCAUGACAGUAGACCUGGAGGAGGAGCAGGAUCCACCGGCAUUCAAGGCUGCCAGGAAGAAGGAUCGGGAGAGGCUCCAGAAACUGGAGAAUGUCGAGAGUGAGUUUGAUGAGUUGACGAAUGAGAUUGACCGGCAGCUGGAGGAGUUCAAGACGUCCAGGGGGAAGAGGAAGAGGGUGGGCGAUGAUGGGGUUGAGGAGGCGGACGCCGAGAGGUUCGUUGCAGAGAGCACUAUUGAUGUUAUAAAUGAGUGCCUGGAUGGAAAGUUUCCGGAUACCGAGGCCUCCGGGAGGGACUCCGGGAGAGAAUCAUCCGUCAACGUUGGCCUGGGGCCUGACAUCGCGUCGAUGGGUCUCGGGGUAUCGAUCAGCGAUAAAAAUGGAGAGGACUUGUUCGAGACUGGAAACGGUGAAAUCGAUAUGACUGAUCUAGACGAUGACGAGCUUGACAGUUACAUAAUGUCCGAGAAGGAGGCCAGCAUGAAGAGCAAUCUCUGGCACCAGGUGAAUGCUGCUUACCUGGAGCAGCAGAAGGAGAGGGAGGAAAAGAGGCUGAAGGAGAAGGAGGAAGGCAAACCCGAGAGAAAAAAACGCAAGGCCGGUGGUAAGAAGAAGACAGGUCCAGCCAACACCGCUGGUGAAGCCAUCGAGAAGAUGCUCCAGGAGAAACGCAUAUCCACGAAGAUCAACUACGAGGUGCUCAAGAGUUUGAAUGUCGGGGUGCCUCAGGGGAGUGCCAGUGGAAAUAACGAGGAAGUCGACGUCACUGUCCCUCAGGAAGUUGAGAAAGAGGUCAAGGUUAAGGUGGAGGAUUACACCUGGAGGAAGAGUGACGUCAAUGAUCCUGAGGAUGGUGGUAAGGAUGGGAGGGGAGAGGUGGCUAUCGAACCUGAUGAUGUGGAGAAUGAUGGGGAGGACGAGGUCGAGGUUGAUCCCAACGAGAUGAGCCUCGGGCAGAUGCUCCACAGGAAUGACGAGGAGGAUGAACACUACGGGUACGACUACGACGACGAGGAGUACUGAACUCUCGGAGAAAUCGUUCGAAUAUUUUUUUUUUAUCCACACAAUCAAUUCUAUUUUUUUAAUCAUUCUUUUCAUCAUGCCGUGCGGAAAAGUCACUUUUCCGCACUUGUAACGAAAUAUACGAUUUUAAGUACAUUUCUAAUCUGAUUGUAUAUAGUUACGAAAUUUCAUAGUUUUGUACGUUUUCAUGAUAUUCUGGAGUAUUUAAGGGAUUAUUUGAAUCGAAUAAAUUUGAUUAUUAUUUAUGUCA
Molecule: messenger RNA, 2209 nt
Organism: Fopius arisanus
Lineage: Eukaryota; Metazoa; Arthropoda; Insecta; Hymenoptera; Braconidae
Gene: Brf
Product: Brf RNA polymerase III subunit
Exons: 1
Coding region: 106-1959 (617 amino acids)
Biological process (GO): transcription preinitiation complex assembly; transcription by RNA polymerase III; DNA-templated transcription initiation
Cellular component (GO): transcription factor TFIIIB complex; nucleus; transcription preinitiation complex
Molecular function (GO): RNA polymerase III type 3 promoter sequence-specific DNA binding; RNA polymerase III general transcription initiation factor activity; TBP-class protein binding
Source: RefSeq, a predicted model, not a curated record